Messenger RNA from Antechinus flavipes (yellow-footed antechinus), 4234 nucleotides. It is a transcript of the gene BACE2, whose product is annotated as beta-secretase 2. Gene Ontology annotation, cellular component: trans-Golgi network; membrane; endosome. Gene Ontology annotation, biological process: amyloid-beta metabolic process; membrane protein ectodomain proteolysis. NCBI's taxonomy places the organism in Eukaryota, Metazoa, Chordata, Mammalia, Dasyuromorphia, Dasyuridae. Bases 551 to 2131 code for a protein of 526 amino acids. Gene Ontology annotation, molecular function: aspartic-type endopeptidase activity. The transcript has 9 exons. The record is from RefSeq and is a predicted model, not a curated record.
CAAAAAGACUGUUGACCUACCCCUGCUAUCAGAGUGACACAGCAGGUGUUCCUGCCUUACCUCCGGAAAGUUUUUAUGAAUUGUUGUGCAAGAUCCGCAAAUUCCAUGGGGAAGUAGGCCACAGGUUAAUGGAAUAAUUGUAAUAAUUUUAGGUCUGAGUCUUUUUAAGGGAUCUGGAACGUUUUCUCACAUUCUUCAGGCCUUAAUCUUAGUUCCAAUCUAGGGGAAAUUCCUGGACUGUUUUUUAGGGAAGGAGGAGAAAAGACAAACAAAAGUGGGUGGGGAAAGAUUGCUCAGAACUGGGUACAUAAUUACCGCCAGUCUCUAAUGGGAGCUGAGAGAAAGAAAGAGGAAAAAAAAAAAAAAAAAAAAAAACUUUGCCUUUACUUCUCAGAGACCAGGUAAAGCCAGAGAGUGAGUUGCUUGCAAGGCGUGGGGGAAAUCCUCCCAUGCUAGCUCCUCCUUCCCCACACAGUCCCGCGAGCUUAGCUGUGAUUGCCUCCCUCCUGUUUUUUUGUUUCGAGCAAAGUAGCCAAAGUAGCUGCUACCAAUGUGUACUUUAGGAGAGAAGCAAGUACUGGUCUUGCUGCAGCUAUUAUUCCUUUGGACCACUCAGGCUCUGGCUCAAGCUCCAACUCCUUUUAUCUUCCCCCUGAAAGUCUCUCCAAUAAAGCUAAAUGGAAAUUUGCCUCGGCCACCCCCAGUAACUGUAUCGCGAGCAGCACCAUUUAGGAAUGACUCCGGGGGACGUCCGCGGCAUGUGGAUGCUCAGGGGUUGGCUUUAGCGCUAGACCCAGCUAGGGGAUUGGUCAACUUCUUACCCAUGAUAGAUAAUUUGCGAGGAGAUGCUGGCCUGGGCUACUAUCUGGAGAUGCUUAUUGGGACCCCGCCACAGAAGCUCCAGAUUCUCAUUGAUACUGGAAGCAGUAACUUUGCUGUGGCAGGUGUCCCUGGUCCACAUACAACUUCAUACUUUGACAUUGAAAAGUCUAAUACAUAUCGGUCCAAAAAUCUGAAUAUCAAUGUUAAAUAUACUCAAGGAAGCUGGACAGGAUCAGUUGGUGAAGAUGUGGUUACUAUUCCUAAGGGAUUCAAUAAUACCUUUCUUGUUAACAUUGCUGUCAUUUUUGAAUCAGAAGAUUUUUUUUUACCAAAGACUAAAUGGAAUGGAAUACUUGGACUUGCCUAUGCCACAUUAGCCAAGCCAUCAAGUUCAUUGGAGACAUUCUUUGAUUCCCUUGUGAAGCAAGCAAAGAUCUCCAACAUUUUUUCCAUACAGAUGUGUGGUGCAGGACUUCCAAGGGAUGGUACCAAUGGAGGUAGUCUUGUCAUGGGAGGAAUUGAACCAAGUUUAUAUAAAGGUGAUAUAUGGUAUACAACAAUUAAAAGGGAAUGGUAUUACCAAAUUGAAAUCCUGAAAUUGGAAAUCGGAGGACAAAACCUCAAUUUGGAUUGCAGAGAGUACAAUGUAGAUAAAGCCAUCGUGGAUAGUGGCACUACUCUGUUGCAUCUUCCUCCGAAAGUUUUUGAUGCUGUGAUUAAAGCAAUUUCCCAAACAUCUUUGGUUUCAAAAUUUUCUGACGAAUUUUGGACUGGUUCUCAACUUGCAUGCUGGAAAUAUGAAACACCUUGGUCAUAUUUUCCCAAUAUUUCCAUAUACCUUAGAGAUCAGAACUCCAGCAAAUCAUUCCGUAUCACUAUUCUACCUCAGCUUUAUAUUCUUCCUGUUUGGGGAAUUGACUCAAAUUAUGAAUGUUACCGGUUUGGCAUCUCAUCUUCUGCUAAUUCUCUCGUAAUUGGUGCUACAGUCAUGGAAGGUUUCUAUGUUGUGUUUGAUAGAGCUCAGAAGAGAAUAGGAUUUGCACUGAGUUCUUGUGCAAAAGUUGAUGGUGUUCCAGUGUCUGAGAUUUCAGGACCUUUCUCAACAGAUGACAUAGCAAGCAGCUGCACCUCUUCUUCAACUUCAAAUGAACCCCUUUUGUGGAUUGUUUCAUAUGCACUUAUGACUUUGUGUGGACUUAUCUUCCUUGCAUUAAUCAUAUUGUUAUUUGCAUUCUGUUCUCUGAAUAGCUCCCGAGAUCGUAAUUUAGUAAAUGAUGAAUCACAUCUAGUCCAAUAUCGCUGGAAAUGACUAUCCUGAUCCAGAGCCAAGGGAUUUGAGGGUCUACCACCAACAGUUUAAGUGAAAAACGCAACAAGGACUUCAAGCCAGGGUUUUCUCCUAUAUAUGUUAUAGAAUCAAAUCAUUUUUCUUGCUGUAUAUCAUUCAGAUUCCCAUGUUCCAAAUUCCUAUGUCUUAUGCCUUAAUUGUAAAUCUUCCAGUUCUCAAAGGGGGAAAAGCUGUCCUAAACCAAAAUAUUAUAAUUGAGUUUCAGGCUUUAUGCUGCCAUGAAAAUAGCAGUUCUGAACUAUUAAUUAUUCCUACCAUAAUAACUCUAAACCAGUCAUCAUUAAAGACAUUUAUAUUCACUCACAUAAAUAACCCUCUUUAUUUUAUCUGCUUUAGUUGAGUUAUUUCCCCCUUCAUAAGCCAUCAGAACCAUAGUAAACAAACCUAUUUAGAUUUCACCUUAAUGAGUGAAUUAAAUUUCGCACUUUUCAAUGGAUAGCAGAUAUUUAUGACUAGAUUUCAGUGGACUUCUUCCAGCCUUCAAAACCGUGGAAGCAUUUCUUCCUCAGAUACACAGCUUAUAUUUGAGGCUUAUUCCUUAUUAUUUCAGAGGUAUUAUAUUAGUUUAGCUUAAAAUACAAAAACCCACUCAUUUUCAGGAUAUUCAGUUUCUAGGCAAUAGGAAUUAGAUCAAAAUUCCUUUUUUAUUUUUUAUAUGUGACACUGCUCUGAAGUAAGUAGGAAUUAGGAAAAUUUGUGAUUGCUAUUUAUUCAGUCCUUAGAUAUGGAGCUGAUGGCAUUAUGAAAUGAUUCAAUUGUUAUUUGAAUCAAUGCUUUUUAACAUUUCCCCUUGCUUUUCUCAUCAUGUUAUUUUAUGUCUAGUUAUUAUUAUUAGCUGAGAGACUGUGUAAUCACUUGAUCCCAUGCAAAAUUCCAUGUUGAUAUUAAUUUCUUCUGGCUAGUGAUUCUUUUGCAACUAUGAUUCCCAUCAGCAUACUUUCAAUAUGCCAAGCAAUUUCUUAUUGACUUGAAUGUUAUUUUUUCAUUUUAUGUGUGUUUUCACUUAUGUAACACAUUCAUAUGUGUGUCUGAAAGUCAUUUCUGGCCUCCUCAUACUGAUAUAGAUGAGCAACUUUUACAACUUUUAGCUAGGUUUAACUUAAAAGGCCUGACUUGCUCAGGAUGUCAAUCAGCUAUUUUCGACCAAAGGCAAGACUUGAUCUUUAAGACUAAAGCAAGCUCUCUGUUCUCUAGAAGACCCUGCACACUUCACAUACACAUGAUAGUAUAUGUGACCACACAGUAGAGUUAUCUUUACCCAGAAGUUACACUAAAAGUACACAAUCAUUAACUCUAACCUCUAGAAGCAAAUAAACAACAACUAUUUUUAAAGCACCUAACGUGCUGGGCAUUUCCCUAGAUAAAUAGAAAUUCAAGAGCAAAAAUGAAACAAUCUUGCUCACAAAUAGUUCAGUGAACACUGGAAAGAGUAAGUUUAUGCUAACUUUAAUGUAGUCUGGCCACCCAAUCUUUAAGCUACCUCGUUAUUUUUCCCAUAAUGUAAUGUUUGUUUGUUUUUUCUUUUUGGAAAGACUGCUGCAAAGUAGAGAUCUGACUUUGAAGUCAGAAAGACACUAAUUCUGGGCCUAAGGCACAUCCCUUAAACCUCUUAAUGGCCCCAAUUAUUUUUCUGAGAUUAUAUACAUUGAAGAAGAGUUGCCAAUCACCACUGUUAAAAGGAAUUUUCCUCACAAAUAGUCCCUAACUAAUUAAAUACCACCCUAGAUCAAAAAAUAAAAAGGAAAAAGAAUUUUAAUUAUUUGGAGAUGAGAUUGAGAAUAUGGAAGUUGAAAAUGCCCAUAGAGAAGCCUUUGAGAGAAGAAUUUUAAGAACUAUUGUGCAACCCAAUGACCCAUCACUUUAAUCAUAAUCCAUGACCAGAAAUAAUAUUUGAGGAAGCCAGUGCCUUUUUGUCAUAAAUGAUAAUACUUACCACUUUUAGCUUUUAUUACUCAAUUUUUGAGCUUUUUAAAUAGGAUAUUAGACUCAAAAUUUAGAAAGUGUCCUUUCUUCUUUCGUAUUGAAAGAUAUAUGCCUUUGAAAUUAAAAAAAGCCAUGACCUAA